Messenger RNA from Bathycoccus prasinos, 765 nucleotides. RefSeq lists its product with no specific name. The record is from RefSeq and is a predicted model, not a curated record. Bases 1 to 765 code for a protein of 254 amino acids. The transcript has a single exon. Lineage: Eukaryota; Viridiplantae; Chlorophyta; Mamiellophyceae; Mamiellales; Bathycoccaceae.
AUGCACGUAAGAGAAGAAGAGAAAGAAGAACACAGAACGAUGUGUUAUUCGUGUUUUAGGAGGGAGAAUCUGUGCAUAUGCAAACUGUGCGAAAGAGUUUUGUUGGAAAAGACGCGGUCGAAAGAAAAGCUCGUUCUUAAGGACGGCUUACACGUUUCUAUAUUGCAGGAUAGAGAUGAGUUCAGAAGAAAACUCGGCUCGGCCCACAUUGCAAGGAACAUCGUAGAAAACUGCGACGUCGUCUGGCGCGACUGCUCGUGGCCAAACGCGUUAACUGUCCCAAAACUAGAAGUUCCUGUGAGCGCCUCCACGGCGGUGACGGAAGAAUUUGACGGUGACGAAGGGCACGAAGAGUACGAAAUGGUUGUCUUGUGGCCGAGCGAAGACGCGAUAUCGAUUAAAGAAUAUAAGAACCGAAACUUAAACAAGAAGAAAACGCAUAUGGUUGUUCUCGAUAGCACCUGGUAUAAAGCGAGGCGAAUGUACAACCGAAUCCCCUGGUUGAAAGAUUUACCUUCUAUCUCGCUACAGAAUAUCGAGAAUGAGAGCAUGUACAAGCCAAUUCGUAAGCAACCGUUUCGAGACGCUCUGUCCACCGCAGAGUCGAUCGCGUUGGCUUUAAAAGAGUUUGGUAACGAGGAUGCGGAGCUCGUAAACAUAGCUUUUAGCGAGAUGAUUAGAGAACAAUUAGAAGAGGAGAAACGGCACGACCGCGACGUUCGUUCUCGUGCCGUCCGCGCGCGUGAACGGCGAAAUGUUGUGUAA